This is a messenger RNA of Cadophora gregata, 477 nucleotides long. RefSeq names its product monothiol glutaredoxin grx5 (gene GRX5). The record is from RefSeq and is a predicted model, not a curated record. The transcript has 3 exons. Bases 1 to 477 code for a protein of 158 amino acids. Lineage: Eukaryota; Fungi; Ascomycota; Leotiomycetes; Helotiales; Ploettnerulaceae.
AUGGCUACCAAAAUGUUCACAAGGCCUUUGUCGUCGGCCUUCCGACAGACAGCUCGCCCAGCAACAUUCGCCUCCAGAUUCUCCCAACCACGAUUCUCACCUAUAGUUUCACGUUUCCUAUCGACGGAAGUGAAAGCUGCGAUCGAUAAAGCUGUCAGCUCGGCGCCGGUAGUUCUGUUCAUGAAGGGUACACCCGAGACGCCACAGUGCGGAUUCUCGAGGGCUAGCAUUCAGAUUUUGGGCCUGCAGGGUGUGGAUCCAGCGAAGUUUACUGCGUUUAAUGUGCUGGAGGAUGAGGCGUUAAGAGCGGGUAUCAAGGAAUACUCGGAAUGGCCCACGAUACCGCAGCUGUAUGUCGAGAAGGAGUUCGUUGGUGGAUGUGAUAUCCUGGUGGCGAUGCAUCAGAAUGGAGAGUUGGCGAAGCUGUUGGAGGAGAAGAAGGUGUUGGUUCCGGCGGAGAGUGAGCCUUCGAAGUAG